GUCAACACUAAUGGUGAUGAAAUUGCAAAAUUAGCUACAGAAUACUCGCCUGCUGAGAUUUCAUACUUUAAACGAUUGAUUGAACUUAUCGUCACUGCGGAUGAUGACGCGUUUUCCGCAUCUUCGAUUAUGGCGUUGAAAGAAGCUUCAAAAAUCAAGACACAACUUUCAAAAAGUGCUGCAGAAACUCUUUUGCAACGAUUUGUUGAUGAUAAAUGGCUGGGUCAACGCUGUGAUGUACUGGAGUGUAAAUCACGUUUUCACCAUCAUUGUGCACGUCGUUAUUUUUCGUCGCAAAAUGAGAAAGUUUGCCCAGCAUGUAAAAUUGCUUGGAAGAAUUCUAACAUUGUUGGUGAACCACUAAGAAUAUCCGAAG
Dentiscutata heterogama is the source of this 376-nucleotide messenger RNA. NCBI's taxonomy places the organism in Eukaryota, Fungi, Glomeromycota, Glomeromycetes, Diversisporales, Gigasporaceae. The record is from the annotation of a GenBank genome assembly.